Molecule: messenger RNA, 2203 nt
Organism: Gossypium raimondii (Peruvian cotton)
Lineage: Eukaryota; Viridiplantae; Streptophyta; Magnoliopsida; Malvales; Malvaceae
Exons: 8
Coding region: 214-1896 (560 amino acids)
Biological process (GO): mRNA catabolic process
Molecular function (GO): demethylase activity; mRNA binding
Source: RefSeq, a predicted model, not a curated record
AACACCAAUACAAUAAUAAAAAAUACAAAACAAAAACCCAUAUUGGUGCUUCCCCCAUCUUGCUUUCUCUCAACAAUAUCAACUGAAUUAUCGGCCGACAGGUAUUUCUCCCAAUACCCAAUUCUUCGGAGCAUCCGGAAAGCCCAGAAAUAAGUUGUUUCCGGCUUCCUCCUAUUUGGUCAAAUUUGUAAAGGGAAAGGGUGGACGGUAAAGAUGCCAAUGGCGGCGGGGGCAGCGACGCCGAGGGAAAGGGUUCAAGCUAUGGGGCCAGCAGCGGUGGUACCGAUGAUGCAAGCUGUGCCGGCUGUUGCUGAUGUUUUGGCCAAGGACACGAUCAUUUCUUGGUUCCGAGGGGAAUUCGCGGCGGCCAAUGCCAUCAUCGAUGCUCUUUGCGGUCAUUUGGCGCAGCUUCAAGGAGGGGGCGGUGAAGGAUCCGAGUACGAGGCGGUGUUCGCGGCGAUCCACAGGAGGCGCUUGAAUUGGAUUCCUGUGUUGCAGAUGCAGAAGUACCACUCCAUUGCUGAUGUGACGGCGGAGCUGAAAAAGGUGACUGCCAAGAAGACCGGAGGAGGAGAUGGAAUUGGCAAAGAGGAAAUGGAAGGUGGCGUUGGCGGAGGAGGAGAAGACGGCGGUUGUUUGGAUGGUGUGAAAGAAGAAGAGAAAGUCGCCGAGGAAGUGGUGGAAAAUGAAGCAAAUGGGGAAGUUGGUGGCGAGGAAGAAGAAGAUUCCCCUGACAGUGACAUUACUGAUUCAGGGUCACAGGAAAUUCAACAUGUUGAGGAAAACAUCGACAUUUGUUCUAACCAUGAAGAAUGUGAUGCACGCCCUUCUCAAAUCAAGCUGACGAAAGGUUUUUCUGCCAAGGAACAUGUAAAGGGCCACAUGGUGAAUGUGGUGAAAGGAUUGAAGUUGUAUGAGGACGUAUUCACCGAGUCGGAGCUGGCUAAGCUGGGUGACUUGAUGAGUGAACUUCGAUCUUCCGGCCAGAAUGGGGAAUUGUCAGCUUUGUUUGAAACAGGUGAGACUUUCAUUUUAUUCAACAAACAAAUUAAAGGAAACAAGCGAGAGCUGAUUCAGUUCGGUGUUCCGAUUUUCGGACACAUAAAGGAGGAGCUGACAAGUAACAACCAAACAAUCAACAUCGAACCAAUUCCUGCUCUGCUUCAAGAUGUCAUAGAGCACUUGAUCCAAUGGCAACUUAUACCUGAAUAUAAGAAACCAAAUGGCUGCAUCAUUAACUUCUUUGAUGAGGAUGAAUAUUCACAACCUUUUCUUAAACCACCACAUUUGGAGCAACCUAUCUCCACUCUUCUCCUAUCUGAAUCAACAAUGGCUUUCGGUCGAACUCUUACAAGUGAUAGUGAAGGGAACUAUAGAGGGCCACUCCAACUUUCAUUGAAAGAAGGGUCUCUUUUAGUUAUGAGGGGAAAUAGUUCUGACAUGGCAAGGCAUGUGAUGUGCCCGUCUCCAAACAAGAGGGUCAGCAUUACCUUCUUCCGAGUCCGGCCCGAUAUUAAUCAAGGUCAGUCACCGCCAACUACUCCCCAGUCUGGUGCCAUGACUCUAUGGCAACCAGGAGUACCAGGUCCAUAUGCAAUGUCAAAUGGAGUUCUUAGUGGCUACGAGGCACUGGAUACAAUGCCAAAAUGGGGAGUCCUUCGUGCUCCUGUUGUCAUGCUAGCACCUGUGCGCCCAGUGGUAGUGAGCCCCAGAAAACUUCCUCGUGGAGGUACAGGGGUCUUCUUGCCCUGGACUAUGGGAUCAAAAAAACACACCAAGCACCUUCCACCACGAGCCCAGAAAGGAAGAAUGCUCGCAUUACCUUCUGCUGUCGAAACACAUGUAUCAGAGUCUACUUCUGAACCAAGCAACAAUCUCAAAGGGAAAUCAGAGUAAGUUAAAGCUUGAGGCAACAGCCCUAGGGCCAAAGCAACAUGAAUCGUCAUACUUCUCGCUCUGAAAGAGCAUUUACUUACUGUACAAAUGCGGCUCAAGUGCUGUAAUGUUUGUUUUCCCCCCUUUUUUUUUCCUUCCCUCAGCAAGUUUAGAUUCUAGCCGCCAUUACAAUACCUGUUGAACAUCAUGGUAGGGCUUUAGAGGUAGUUUGAGCUUUAAGUUUGAGUGUGAAUUAGCUCUACUGACGACCUCCGGGAUUUUGUAUCAAGUUGUCCAAGUUAUUUAUAUUUUAAUCUUCUUUUACAUA